Messenger RNA from Lethenteron reissneri (Far Eastern brook lamprey), 4226 nucleotides. Its product is annotated as chemokine-like protein TAFA-2. NCBI's taxonomy places the organism in Eukaryota, Metazoa, Chordata, Hyperoartia, Petromyzontiformes, Petromyzontidae. Gene Ontology annotation, molecular function: receptor ligand activity. The record is from RefSeq and is a predicted model, not a curated record.
CCCGCCACGGGCAGGCAACACGGGGAGAGCCGCAGACAACAUCGACGCAGGCAACCCACCACCACCUCCUCCUCCCCAUCCUCUUCCGAUGCGCGCGCGCGCUCGACUCACCGGCAUCCCAUCCGUGUCUUUAAGCAAGCGAUCAUAUUAUGAGCGUGCUCUCCGUCGUUUUUAAACCUGGAACAUAGCAAAAAAAUUAUACUAUUAGUUGUAUAAUCAAUAGAGCUUUCAUGAAUCAGUAGCAGCGAGAGAGAGAGAGCGAGAGUGUGUGUGUGUAGGAGUAUUCGAGUUCUCACAGCACGAUCCGUGUUUCAUUCACUCAUUGUUUUUGGAUCUAGGCGGGGAUAGCGAUAUAGCCCCUCGGGCUGGGGAAUUGCUAGGUGUGUGUGUGUACAUACAUAUGGUGUGUAGAUAGGGUUGGCUGGCUGGCUCUGCGUGUUGAAGAGCGAGGCGAGCGGCAUGGAGGACGGGUUACCAGCGGGUCGCCUAGCGAGUUAAAACGACGUCGUGAAUAAGUUUGCGUCCGGCUCAUGUCUCGUCUGGGUCUUUGGCCGUGCGGGAAACGUGCCGCUCGGAGGGACUCUUUCAGUGGCCGGAGCGUACUGCUUGGAGGGGAGUAGAAGGAUGAUGCUGCCCUGGUCUGCCAAGGACUGCGGCCCGCUGUCCUUCCCCCUGCUGCUGAGCCUGCUGGUGCUGGCCGGGGCUCCCACGGCCAGAGGCUCCAGCCACCACAGAGGCCCUGGCCACGUGAAGAUGGGCACGUGCGAGGUGGUGGAAGCCCACCGCUGCUGCAACAAGAACAAGAUCGAGGAGCGAUCGCAGACCGUCAAGUGCUCCUGCCUGCCCGGCCAGGUGGCCGGCACCACGCGCGCCCGGCCCUCCUGCGUCGAAGCGUCGAUAGUGGUGCAGAAGUGGUGGUGUGAAAUGAAGCCGUGCCUGGAGGGAGAAGAGUGCAAGGUGUUGCCCGAUCGCACGGGGUGGACCUGCUCCAACGGCAACAAGGUCAAAACCACCAAGGUCAGGACGUAGCCUAUGUGAAUGGCCAAGCAAGCUUCUCGGUUCGUCCCUCCGAAGAGAGAAAUUUAAAACAACUUUCGCGGGAACGUUUCAAAAUUUUGCGGACGAAGAUGACGACGACGACGACGACGACUACGACGAAUGGCACGUGACGACGGAGGAGACGAUGCCAAAACCGCGAAAACCACGAUGGCGGAGACACAAUAAAAACAAACCGCCACGUGUGAGUAAAGCGACGGCGUCGUUCGCUCUCCGGGCGAAGACUGCAACGUCGCCGGGCUGCAAAAGACGGGGGCGGUUUUGCCACGUUGGGGGUAACGGUGAGGGGUGAACGGAAGCAUUGGUUAUGCACGCCACGGUGCUUCGUUUGAAGCGGAUGGUUUUUAUUCAACAGAUGUGACUGGCGUCAAAACAGAAGAGUGAAACGGACAAGGGGGUUAAAAACGGGGGGGCGGGGGGGAGCGAGAGAGAGAGAGACUCUUAUAAAAAUCCACGAGAUAAAAAACGCCCCAACACAGUUGUCCCUAGCCUUACGAAAAGACGCAGAGAGAGAGAAAAAAACUAAAAUUGUGGAAAAAAUAUUGAAGUCAAAAGUACCGUGUCAUGAUUUGCAAAUGUAUUUAUACUGAUUUCACUCCGUUUCUUAGCUAAAUUCCAGGGACUCUUUAUUUAUCCGGAGCCUGGUAAAUGCAUAGACAUCUAUAAAGUAAUGUUUUUGUUUACGAUUUGUCUAGAGUGCACGGUAUUGGCUCCAGACGACCCCUCUCCGUCCCUUGCUGCUGCGAGUUCUUUCCGUGCGAGCGUCCUCCUGCGUGCGUGCCCGUCACUCCGUGAGCCGCUCAAUUCUGUCACUUCCUAGGCUUUGCCGUCUCAUUGCUCUCGCCACGGUUGAGGGGGGGUAGUGGCGGGGUGCGUACAGGCAAACGGUAAAGGCGCAAUCUUGCAAUUGCUCGAUCAAGCCACUGCAGGCGAAAGGAAGCUCCUACUAGAGGGAGCUCUGGAAGAGCCACAUCGAGAUGCUAUUUUGCCUUCUGCUCUCCCACGCUGGUUACAGAGACGUCUUGGAUAGAGGUGGGCGAUUUAAGAACGUUGCUCCGCUGGAGAUUGAAUAGUACCCGCCACCUCUGUAUUGCGAGUCAAAGUUGUUUUUUUGUUCCCACCCCGCACCUCCCAUCAGCACGGUCGCCUACGUACGGUGCGAAAGAAGUUCAACGUACGUACGUGCAAGUGGUGCCGACCGUUUGCACCGUGGCAAACAAUUACCGGCUGCUGUUUUCCUCAGCAAAUUUUCAAACAACAACAACAACAACAACCAAAAAAACCCAAAAUAUGAAUUUUUUGGUUGUUGUGUGGUGUCGGUCGCCGAACGACGGUUAUCGACUGCCGACGUCACAGCCACCCACGUGCUCGUCGCGUGCUCGUCACGUGCCCGUCACGUGCCUGCCACGUGCUCGUCACGUGCUCGUCGAGCCGCAAUCCAAAUCAAAAGCCGCCCGCGACGUUUCGCCGGCGUCUGCCGUGGUGGCACGGGCGCAGCUCGAAUUUUGUCCGACUUUCAACGCCCUUGAAACGGGUUUCCUUUCACUACGUUCCAGAAGCCCCGUCGCUUUGUUUCGUUUUAUGGUUUUGAAUAUUUGGACGUGAAGUAGGACCGAUGUGUUUUUUUGGCGAACUCGCGUUGACAUUCGCUCACGUCCUGUUAGUUAGGUUAUUUAUUUACUUGUGUACAAACACAACUUUUAAAGGACCCUUUGAGAUACAAACGAUCAUGGUGUGAGUCUGGGUUACCGAUCACGUUUCGCAGUUUUUUUUUUAAACCGUGUGGCUCUUAUUAGUAAAAACAAAAUGCACACGUACAUGAGACAUGUAACAAUUCGUCGAUUGAAAUCAGUUCUUAUGCUCACAAUUCAAAUAUCGAUUCGUUCAUAUAAAUAUAGGUAUUUUUUAAACUUAAUUUGCAAAGCUAAAUUUACAGGUACAUUUCAUAGCCAUGCCAUUGUUAUGGCUCAAAGACUAUCGUCACAGGCGCCGUGCUUCACGCGGUCUGUGACAGUUUCACAGUAGGGGGAGGCGAUGAUUGCUGUGUGUAUAAUCCCAACUGAGCAAUGUGCACAUGUUUGCAAAUCUGGACCAUGACAUCGGCAAACACAAUGGCCUUCUCCUCAGUGAAUGAUGUCGCCCGGAUCUUUAACGUCCGCAGUGAAUUGGUCGGCGCGUAUUUUAUUGUUAACCAGGGCGGCCGCGCGGGUUUGAACCGCGAACUGCUGAAGCACAAACGGUCAAAGAAACACCGCCGCUUAGCCAACGAUACUAAUGAGACGGUAAAAUUUGUAGAUGAAAAUUUAUAUUAUUAAUAUUAUUAUUCGAUUCUAGAAUUGAACCUUGAGUCCAAAUCGUGACGAAGUAUUGCAUCGCUGAAUCGAUACAUGUCUGGUGAUUGUAUGUACAUAGGUUAUACGAGACAUUACAUCAGCCGUGCCACAUGUUGAAGCAUAACUGACCCAUUUUAUAACUGUGUAUGAGUUAAUGAGGCUUUGUAAAAGGAGACUAUUUUCACUGAAUGUCCAUUAAUUUAACACUUCUACACGACUUGCUUUGACAGGGUGUUAAGCGCUGAAACAUAUUUUCCCGACUGGCACAGUGGUUCGCAUGUAUCGAGGUAGAUUGACCAACGUGCAGUCACUAACAUAUCGUCAUAUUUUGUAGGAGAUUGAUACUUUUUUUGGAGGGGAUGUAUUUAAAGUUAUAUUUUAAUUUGCCUGGGUGGAUGGUGGCGUUUUGUAUUUAUGUGUACGUGCGUUGAACUUCUUUCGCACCGUACGUAGCCAACCGUGCUAAUCCGAGGUGCGGGAGAUGGACAACAAACUAAAUACAAAAUGCAGUCCUAAAGAAAUGAGUUAUCAAUCUAAUGCAAUGCUUUAACGUAAGGCAUUAUUACAGACUUGUUUUAGUUGAAUGCACUCUGAUGGUAAAUUGGAAACAUUUCUCCAGGUUUCUCGCAAUAAACCUUGCCCAUUUGAACUCCACGACACUGACUUAAGAAGCACAUUUCCUGCCCUUUAUUUACACUUUUGGAAAUGCUAUUGUGUUUUAGUGGUUUGGUAUAUUUAAUAAACGUUUAUUUAUCAGUUUGGUCAUUGGAAACAUACAUAUUAUGGUAGAGUAGUGCUUAAGGAUAAAACUACAAUUCCCUGUUGCUACUUUUCUGU